UAACAGUAAUCUUUUCGUGUGAGUAUACAUAUAAAACUUAUAGCACCUUAAUUAAGUCUCAAAAAAUUUGAAAAUAAAUAUCUAUUUUGUUACAUUACGGUUUUCUACCUCACCUUCAUCCUUCGCCACUUGCUCGAAGAACUUCGAGAGGGCAAGUUUCUUCCCCAUGGAUGCAUCUCAGAUCGACAUCUUCGAGAUUUACCGAAGAUUCUGUGAUAUAAAAUCUGGACAUGCAGUUGUUAUUGGUGAAGAAGGGUAUAGACAAGACAGUGAGUUUCAGAAGGCUAAGGUUUCAAGGGAGGCACUGACACAGCUCUCAAAGUUGGUGGAGUCCAGAGUUUGUACAGGGGCAACUAUUUUUGAUGAACUUUCAAUGCUCAUGUCACGGCUGGGUUUGAUGGCAACCCUUUCCGAGUUCUCUCGGUUCUAUGAAUUUGUUUUCUUCAUGUGUCGCGAAAAUGGUCAAAAGAACAUCACCGUAAGCAAGGCAGUGACUGCUUGGAAAUUAGUUCUUAAUGGGCGGUUUCCAUUGCUCCAACCCUGGUGUGAAUUUAUUGAGAAAAAUCAACGAUACAACAUAUCUGAGGAUACAUGGCAACAGGUUCUGUCUUUCAGCUUGUGUACGCGUGAUAAUCUAGAUGCAUACGAUCCCGAAGGCGCUUGGCCUAUUUUGAUAGAUGAUUUUGUCGAGCAUAUGUACAGGCAACCGGGAUCGUAUUAUGAAAAUUCCAACUUCCAGUGUAACUGUGGUGAUCCUGAAUCUCUGUCAAUUCCUGGGCGAAAAAGUUUUGCUGGUCUAAAGAGAAAGUUAACCGAGGAAGCAAGAAAAGACUAUAUGGAGUGUGCUGAUUUAUCCGAGGAGAUGAAUUUGUCAAACUGUAAAAGAGGUAGAUCGUACGGUGUUGCAGAUUGCGAGGAGGACAAUCCACAAGGAAAUAAUACACUUGAGGAGUCCAUGGAUACUAGUAGACAGAAUAGCCCGUUGUGUUCAUCUAAGUCCCAAUGUGCAGUUGAAGGUUGUCUGUCAAAGGGAUUUGCAGGACUACUCUCAACUAGUUCUUAUGUGCAGUUUGGUAGAGAGAGAAGAGCUUCCUUUAGAUGAAGCAGCACCCUUAAUAGGUUAAGUAUAUACAAAUUGCUUGAAAAAGUUGGAUGUAUUUUAUUUUGGAUCAACAAUAAUUAUGUUACUGCACUUCCUCAUUGUUUCUGGUACUUGACUAUUUAUUUAUUUUUUUCUUUUUAUAGAGUAUAUACAAAUUGCUUUUGCGA
Vicia villosa (hairy vetch) is the source of this 1269-nucleotide messenger RNA. RefSeq names its product defective in cullin neddylation protein AAR3. The transcript has 9 exons. The coding region runs from base 167 to 1102 and encodes 311 amino acids. Gene Ontology annotation, molecular function: ubiquitin conjugating enzyme binding; ubiquitin-like protein binding; cullin family protein binding. NCBI's taxonomy places the organism in Eukaryota, Viridiplantae, Streptophyta, Magnoliopsida, Fabales, Fabaceae. The record is from RefSeq and is a predicted model, not a curated record. Gene Ontology annotation, biological process: positive regulation of ubiquitin-protein transferase activity; protein neddylation. Gene Ontology annotation, cellular component: ubiquitin ligase complex.